CUUCGCGCUCACAACGGGUAUGCCUUUUUCAUGCUAGCUCGUCGUUUGUCUUCAUUCUCACUGUGGACACGCUCUUGUGUACGAAACUACUCAGUAGCGAAAUCUGCGAAGUACACGGUCUGCGUCAAUGAUGUGAACGUUAAGGCCCUCGUCUCCGAAGUCUUCGACUUGGUGUUGACUGGACCGCUGUUCCAUGUCACCGACGAUCACAUGCACGAUAGGCGUCGCACCAUCCGCUUGACAUUCCUCCAAGCUCAGGAUGCCGCGCGCUUCUAUGACGACGUGACUGGACACGAUAAAGUCACCAUGUACGAUGAGAAUUUGACCUUUUCUUGAGGGGAGGAGCGGCCCUCGCGGAUCGGAAGUUCCGAGACAAGAGCACUGCUCCUGGAACCAACGCAUGCUUUAGUAGCUGGACUGUCUCGUGCCGAGCUUCUACGGAAGCUGGGCAGAACGUACGGCUUCAUAGAUCAACUCGGCGUGACGCUCAUGGGAGUGAAAGUCAACUUCUUGUCGGUCAAUGCCUGUCGUGAAGCUCGGACAGACCUCAUGAACUUGGGAUGUCACGUCAAGAACCGGCGAGACCGCCGCACCGUCGCACUAAGUUCGAGAGAUGAGGCUCUGAAGAACUUUUCUCGGACUGUCUUGUUGAGAAGAUUGGCUCCGACAGUGAGCUUGGCGGCGCUUGAUCCCCAUAUUCGCGGUGGAUUGGUCGAUCGAAUCAAUAUCGACGAGACAGGUGGCGAGAAAUCUGCCGUGUGUGCAUCUAAUCUAUCGAACCUAUUCCCAACUAAUAUGUCACCAGUAUAUCGACUUCGUCCGGCACUCUGACGCUGCUGCGUUCUUCCGGUACGCUAUAUUCUACGGAUUGUAUCUACACGGCCGCCGCCUGUAACUAACAUUCGUCUCCUACACUAAGCUUAUGCCUCUUUUUCUUCAAGAACGCAUCAAAGGGGGAACGACGCGGUGUCUGUCGGUGAAUGGAUGGCACUCGCCUGAAGAGUUGAAAGCGGUAGUAGAGCGAUACGGGAUAGUGACAUCGGUCCAAAGCAAGCGCGGCGCACCCACCUGCAUUACUUUUCCCCUCAUAUGGGAUUCCUUACGAGCAGAAAGAAACCUUGAGAAUCACACGCACUACCGGACCUCUCUAUUUGUCGACGAUCCAUCAGCAGCACCAUAUGAUAGUCAAAUCCGAGACGCUCGGGCUCUCCAUGCCAACAUCGAGAGUCUCCUACUACCGGCUUAAAAUACCUCAUAGGAAAAUUGUAUGCAUUAUAAUAAUAAUAUGUGCUAAAGAAUACAUAAAUGCGGAAGGAUACACAUUGUUCGCCAGUGUAUUACAUGUUGCAAAGAAAAUAUCUUACUUCCUGGGUCGAAUGUAGGGUAAGGAGCGCGGCGGCGAAAAUUUUGAAGGAGCGUGGGGGUAGUAACGUGGGGUACGAAUUGGGUUACCAGGGUGCUAACCAGAAUAUGAGACUAGACCGAAAACGGCUUCACAGAUAAUAGCGGACCUUAGCUUGAUGCCGAGCCACUGGUGUAGAGACGGGGUCUAUCCCGAACGUGGUCCAUCUUUGGGGAGGAGGCGAGCACUUGAGCUAUCGAUGGGGGCCGACCGCGCUUCAGGUUUGCAGCAUAAGCUGCGGAGGCCGACACCCCACCGGUGGCGGAAGCCGAGGCGUGCCGGUCGACCGUCUUGCUCGCUCUGCGUUCUUGCUUUGCUCGCUGUUUCUCCGAGGCCAGGAUAGCAGCCGCAACAACGGGAUCGCGCGAUUCCGGAAUGGAGCUCAGGGAGCUGACAGUCGUGGCAGGGGUCGAGGGCGUCGUUGUGACAGAUGUCAGCAGGGAUGUAGUGGAUGAAGAGGAGGAUGCUGUUUCAGUUGCGGACAUACGGUAGAAACUGUUGUUCGGGUUCGGGUGUCUCUUGCUUUUGCUGCUGCGUCGCUCCGACGAGGAAUCAGCCGUGCUCGAGCCUUGAAGAGAUUCGGAGCCCGAGUGAGAAUCCUCGGCACCCGAUGCCUGGUGAGACUGCGCGCCGAAAUCAUCAGCACUGCUGGAACGGGUCGGUUUGAUCGUUGACGCCGUGGACUUGAUAGUAUCAGAACUGCCCGGGCGGUUAUUCGUCACAAGCCACGUCAAGCCCUUGAUCUCGUUGUCCUUCCGCGUGGCAUCUUGCUCGAGAGCACCAAUUUUCUUCAACAGAGCAUGUUUCUCGGCAACAUGUGCUUCCGUGAUCUUCAAAAGAUAGCUGGCAAGUUCGUCGAACUGCUGAUUUCUGCGGACGAGCGCCUGCCGUAAUUCUUCUGCGGAGGCGGUCGCCAUGUCAAAGGCGUCUUUCCCAGCAGCAGGCGCAGGCCCGUUGAGUGGUAUAGGGAUCUUCUCAGAUUUGCUCAGCCGACGAGAGGGAACCGUCGCGAUCGGAGAUGUUGGGGGCUUGAAUGGUAACGGGAUCGGUGUCGAGGACAGCGUGUGAGCGCGAGGGCGCCUUAGCGACCUGGCUUCGGACGACGACGGAGGUGUGCCAAGCAGAGUUGGCGAGGGCGGAUCACUGGGAGGCGGUGGGGGCAGCGGUAACGCGGGAGGAAGCGCAAUCACAGACGACUUCAUGAUCGACCUCGGUGCUUUCUCUGCAAACGUAUACGGCAUAGUCGUCGCCAGCGUCCGUCGCUUUUCCACUAUUGGCGUAUGCAUUGGCGGUGACGAUUUCGGUGUGUCUGACAUGACAGCCUCUGAGUCCUCUGCAUCUGUCGAGUCCACGUCAGACUGUUUCAUCGCUGAACCGACGUAUUUGCGCGCCACACGAGAAAUUCGCGAUCGACUAGGUGAUCGGUCACUGACAGGCGAUCCAGUGUAUAUCCGAUCAUCCGACCGAAGUCUCAGCUCCGCAUUUGGGGACGGCGAUUUCGACGUUUCGGAUGUCGGCAGAGUGAAGAGUCCCUCGUAGCCAUCGAGAUUAUCGGGCGAGAGGGAGACAGUGAUGGUCGGACGAGGAGUGCUGGAUCGAUUGUCAGAUGAGGUGGAAUCCAUGGAGGUUCCACGGGAGGAACUGGCCGGCGGUGCAAGGCCUCCGGAGGAGGGAGGAGUUUCGUUAUAAGGUGAUGGUUUGCGUGGGGAAAGACUGAUGAGGCGUUGUCGUGAAGGAACGAAAUGAGCGGCAAUUUUAGAACCAAGGGAUGGUGGAGAUGAGCUCGAGGCAACGGAAGAUCGCUCAGGUGUCUCAUGACGAUGAAGUAGCAGAGGCACCUCUGGUCUGUACGAUUUGUGAGACUGAGGGAGCACAAUCCACCCAGCAACGGACUCACAAAGGCAAUGUCCUCCUCGAAGCCUUGGACACAUUACUGUAUCGCGGUUCUCCCUCCGAUUGUCGAUUGACAUGAGCAGCGGCAGCAACAGCAGCAACAUUGGCAAUGUCGGCGUGCGCCGACUUUUUCCUCUGCCGGCCAAGGAAAGGUAUCAUACUCCGGCGCCGCGGGCUGGAGGACGAUUCGGGUUCUGAGAGGUACGCUGGAGACGAGGAUGCAGUGGACGAGGGGCCAGAUUUGGGGGCGUCGCCGGCGCGAGGUCUAGAACUGUGCCCUCCUACACGGAAGAACUCUGAGAUGUCGGAGGAUUUGGUGUGAAGUCGAGCAGGGGAGGGCGUGCCAGACAUGAUAGGAGAAGGGAUAGAGCGGAGACCCAAGCAGCAUACGACAACGAAGGCGACGCGCUGAAGCGGAGAGAGAGAGUAGUCAAAUAGGCCUGGUGCCGUAAAGACCGUCGUUCCGUUCGCAUAAAAUGGAAAAUAUCCUAUCGGAAACAACUUGAAAUUUGGUUCAUGGUGACAGCGUCACAACACUUCACGAUCGCGUCUAUCUCCAUUAGGACUUGACCUUCGGCUUGCUCUUACGAAGCUGAUCAAAGCUGAUCAAUAUUUCUUCGGAACUCCCGUGGAAUCUUUCGGCGCGUUUCUCUCACCUCGCUCCAGCCUCUAUGCCUUCGUCAGCGUUCAUGACGAAAACUCGGGAACACACCGUCGCCAGGGAUAAAUGCUUUUAUGCAGCAUUCCGAAUGCCUCUGCCAAACUACCGUGCUCAGGGAUACCUUAGUUGAAGAGGAUUCCCAACAAUCUGUUGGAAAACAUAUCAGAAUUCGAAUGCGGAACGCCCACUGUUGGCUUGCUGUCGACCUGUCCUCCAUUCCUCAGGAUCUGAGAACAACGUGCAGUAUCACAUGCCCGGAAGAAACGCGUUCUACAGGCCGAGCAAGCGCAAUGAACGUGGCCCAGUCGCUCGGGCACGAACCCUCGUGGGGGUUCCCUUGCGAAGCCUCGUAGUGCUCCCAAGUUAUUUUCGAAGGUGUGGAACCACCAGACGUGUUCUGUAGAACAUCCUUCCCAUUCUGUUCUCAACAUUCCUUGUACCACACAAACAGAUCAGAAUCCUGACAUUGACAAAGUCUGGCGCUUAGACGGGCGCCGGGCUGAUCAUGUUCUCGCACAGCCUGGAUAUGACGACACUGAUCGCCGUUUGGGCUGCUUGGAGGCUGACGAAGGCUUUGAAGGAGUGCAUGGAUUUCUGAUCUCUUCAGUGGCGAUACCCAAUGUGGAACGGUAUAAUUAAUUGUGUCUUGAUUCUGGAUAAGUAAAGUAUUGAAUCUUCUGUUUGGGGUCUCCGUGAGAAUGAAAGGGCCCGAUACUGUUGUCGAUGUUUAUUAUAUUGGUUCCGACAGCUGCGGCAAGUCUCUCGCGUGGCACGGAACUAUGUAAGUGUCGGUGGACGUUGCAUGCGGCCCGUUUCAUGCUUCAAAGGAACACUGGCCACCCCAGAUCUUCUUUGUGCCACCGUCUGAGGUGGCGCGGGGACUGUUGCUCGAAUCUGCCACGUCGAGGCAGAACGCAGGACCUGACUGACGAAGCGUUCCAGCCCUGUACUUGUAAGCGCGUACACACAAUCGUCGCCUGCGUCAGGAUGAACUGCUAAGCGAGAGGGGCGGCCGACUCUCGGAGAUCGACCCUGUUUUGUUUCAUUCAAAGAAACGGCUCGGCGCACUUAAUCGAGUGACGCCCACCUUUCCUUUGCCCACAGUCCCCGCUGGAGGCAUUUAAUAUCGAUAAUGAAGAGGCGCGGACAAUGCCGAAGACGGCAUCAUCCAAACCUUGGUUAAAUGCAACACGAGACUUGGUGUGGCUUGACACACAAGUAUUGAAGGAUGAACACUCGCAUGGAAGAGAAUUCCUGUGCUGACGGCUCCGCGUCGACGCCUCUCCGAGGCCCGCGUUCAUCCGGUUGACGUUCAAUGACGUUUUCAUGAUGAAGCCAAUGAGACAGCGUCAGCGCGCAUGGAACGACCGGCAGACGCGUUCCAAGCAUCCCCAAGGCUCAUGUGUAACGCCGAAGAACAGAUGAACAGAAUACGAUCUGUCAAAAUCGCGCGGCGCAGACAGAUAUCGACAACCAUGGGACGACGGAGUGGAGUAUAACAUGACCGGUCUGCAUUGUCCUUCAUCUUACUAGAGCAACAGCAGCAGCCGAUUGACGAGGGAUGACCAGCUGAAUGAGAAGAUUCCAACGGUAAGAACGAAUUUGCAGAUCAAUGAUCAUGUAGGAUUUUGGCAGGUGUGAGGCACAACAUCGCAAUAAACUGAACAUGGGCCCAUGCUGAGCAUGCUCUCAAGUGGCCGUCAGCGUGAAAGGAUCCGGCGCUCCGGACCGAGCCUAAGUGCGACACUUUGGUCUUAUUGACCAGUUAUCAACAAAUGAUUGGCAGCCCAUUGGCAACAGCGACUUUGCCGCCUUUGUGUGCUCUUACUAUGUCCAAGGUGGCCCUCGAUGACUUAUACGGAGAUAUCUAUGGCGACGACGACCUCGAACCAUCCACGGGCGAAAUCCAAGGUCUGACAUCGAGCAGCAGCAACGUACCCAGCACAGCGCCUGCAUCCGCACCGACUUCGCUGGUCAGGCAUGACUUGCCUCCCAAGCCCUCGGCUGUACAGAGUUCCCCGCCUUCCUCGUCCUCCAUGCAACCAUCGAAUUCUGCCAACAACAUAUCGUACUCGGCCCAGAUAGCGCAGCAAUUCGCCUCUUAUCAGCAAACACCCAGUCAAGAGCGCCAGCAGCGGCCGGAAAGCGUCGCCAUCCCACAUUCAAUGCCGGCUCGCACCCAGCAGACCUCGGCCAUCCCAACGCAUGGCGCCACAACUUACGAGGCCGGUGAUACCGUAUUCGGGAAGAAACCUUCUGAAAUGCACGAUCACGGACAGAGACUCUACGUUACCUUGAUACUCGCGGUCUUCUCUUUGCUUUCCUUCCAACACGAUACUGAUACCCGUAUCAACUUUCCUUGCGCCUAUCCUUGCUUUGCUACUUCGGAUCUGCCUCUGCUGUGCUCUGCUACCAUCUACACCUUCAAUAGCAAAAUGUUUGUCGGAGGGCUAAACUGGGACACUACAGAUGAGGGCUUAAGGGACUACUUCGCGCAAUUUGGCAAGGUACGGGAUUCCUGUCUAGCACCCGCGGCGAGCUCGGAUUCAACGACGCGCAAGGUCGAUGCGGUCACGAUCAUGCGAGACCCCUCGGGGACUUCAAGGGGAUUCGCGUUCAUGACCUUUGAGGAUGGAGAAGUAGUCCCGACUGUGCUUGGGCGAGAUCAUGUUCUCGAUGGAAAAUCGAUCGACCCUAAGCGGGCGAUCCCUCGGGAAGAGCACAUCCGCAACACGCGAUACUUUGUUGGAGGUCUAUCACCGAACACGACGUCAGAGUCUAUGAAAGACUUUUUUGGUGCUUACGGAAAGGUCGUCGAUGCGACAGUGAUGGUUGAUCGAGAUACCGGCCGUUCCAAGGGCUUUGGCUUUGUGACAUUUGAGGAUGCCACGAAUUCCGAUCAAUUGGUUGGCAAGAUCGGGUUGGUGCUGGAUGAGAAGGAGAUCGAGGUGAAAGCGGCCCAACCGAGGAGUCAGCGUGAUCAGGUGCGGCAGCAACAGCAGACGACGAACGCAUCCUUCAACGACACGAACUCGCGGACCCCGAGCAUCAACCCGCAACAGCAAAUGUCGAUGAUGAUGCAGCGGCAGAUGCCCAUGAUGGCGAAUGCUACAGGCAUGAACAGCAUGGGGAUGGGUAUGGGCAUGGGCAUGGGCAUGAAUCCUAUGAUGGGAAUGGGGAUGGGCAUGAAUCCGAUGGCCAUGAUGGGGAUGGGCAUGAAUCCAAUGAUGGGGAUGGGAAUGGGUGGAAUGAACGGUAUGAUGGGCGGGGGGAUGGGGAUGGGCGCUAUGCGCAUGGGGAUGGGGCCCAUGACUGGCAUGGGAAUGCGGAGUAUGAUGGGACCUGGUGUGGGCCGGAUGGCGGCUAUGAACGCCAACGCCCAGGGUGCAGCGCGAAACAACAUGCGGGGGCAACACAAUUUCCAUCCAUAUUCGAGACCGUCAUAAUGUGAUCUGUUUGUGUCUUGCUCUAUUCUAGUCGGGUGUUGGAGUCAAUUCGAAGCUGUCCUUUUCGCAUCAU
Mycena citricolor is the source of this 7475-nucleotide messenger RNA. NCBI's taxonomy places the organism in Eukaryota, Fungi, Basidiomycota, Agaricomycetes, Agaricales, Mycenaceae. The record is from the annotation of a GenBank genome assembly.